Messenger RNA from Arachis duranensis, 947 nucleotides. RefSeq lists its product as uncharacterized. Lineage: Eukaryota; Viridiplantae; Streptophyta; Magnoliopsida; Fabales; Fabaceae. The transcript is spliced from 4 exons. The coding region runs from base 244 to 657 and encodes 137 amino acids. The record is from RefSeq and is a predicted model, not a curated record.
GAAGCCGCUACCAUCCUUGCUCAUCGUCUUCCCUGGAAUCACCGCCGUCGAGGGCCAGCAGAGGGAAAGAACGAACGCGAGCCGGCGCCACCACCGAGAAGAGGAACUCGUGUAGUCGCCGUCGCGAUGUAGUCUUGCAUCCGCCGCCGUCUUCGCGGGACUUGUGUGGCCGCGGCCACUCCCCACCGUGGAGCCCGUGUCAUCGCCAUUCAGCCAUCGCCGGAGUAGGGAUGUGCGAGGGAGAUGGACGCCGCCAGGAGCGUCGCGUCGCUGCCGCUGCCUGUGCCGUCGUCGUCGUUGCCGGACUUCUUGAAUGCCACCGUCAGAAAGGGUUCCGGUCGCCGUUAUUGGAGCUGGCCGGGACUAUUCCAAGGCUUUGCCGCUCAUCCCGAUCCUGCUCUAUUUUGGUUAAUGCUGUUGCUAUUGUUUUGGCCGCCGAAAAACCUCGUUGCCGCCACCUCUGCUGCCAGAAACAACCGCCGAGUUUUCUAUGAUGUUUACCGCGAGUUACCGUCGUUCUGGUCACCGGCUGUGACGUUGGUGUUGCCGGAACCGCCACUGGUGCAGCCACUACUUGGUUCCCUCGAGUACGUGUUGCUGUGGUUACCACGAAAGUGGCUUGGAGCUGAGGUUACGAUUGUGGUGAUUUCGGUUUAAGAGAGGAGGUUCCUGUGGCACUUUUGGGUUAUGGAAUUUGCGCUUUGAGGAUAUGGGCGCAGAAGUCACGAAGAGUUUAUUUAGUUGUUGUUGAAAUACCUUGUAUUGCUUUAGAUUAUUAUUUAUUGUACCCUCGCCCUUAUCUUGAGAUAUUCUGUAAAAGGGAUAGGAUUUGUAUUGGACACUGCUUGUAAUAUUAUUUAUAAAUAUAUGUAUCUAUAUGGAUGUAUCCUUUAUGAGUUUGUGUAAGUUGUAUGGUAUGUAUGGAUGUAUGUUGUAUAGCAGAGGUA